Messenger RNA from Tachyglossus aculeatus (Australian echidna), 1119 nucleotides. RefSeq names its product tripartite motif-containing protein 54-like. Gene Ontology annotation, molecular function: zinc ion binding. The transcript has 8 exons. Lineage: Eukaryota; Metazoa; Chordata; Mammalia; Monotremata; Tachyglossidae. The record is from RefSeq and is a predicted model, not a curated record. The coding region runs from base 1 to 1119 and encodes 372 amino acids.
AUGGACAGCCUGGAGAGGCAGCUUAUCUGCCCGAUCUGCUUGGAGAUGUUCUCCAAGCCCGUGGUCAUCCUGCCCUGCCAGCACAAUCUCUGCCGAAAGUGUGCCAAUGACAUAUUUCAGGCGGACCCUCCUGUGUUUCAGUCCCGUGGUACGACCCUGGGGUCUGGUGGCCGGUUUCGCUGCCCAUCUUGCCGCCACGAAGUGGUCCUGGACCGGCACGGCAUCUACGGGCUGCAGAGGAACUUGCUGGUGGAGAACAUCAUCGACAUCUACAAGCAGGAGUCUGCCAGGUGCUGCCCCUGUCCCGCUCAGCCCCGAUUCCCACCCAGUCUGCUAGAGUGCCCAACCUGCGAGGAGCAUGAGGAAGAGAAGAUCAACAUCUGCUGUGUUACCUGUAGCGUCCCCACCUGCUCUCUCUGCAAGGUCUUUGGGGAGCACAAGUCCUGCGAGGUCGCCCCUCUGUCAGAUGCUUACCUGAAGCAGAAGUCUGAGCUGACCAAUGGCGUAGGAGCCCUGGUAGCUGCCAGUGACCGGAUCCAGGCCCUGGUCAGUGACCUGCAGGACACCUGCCGAAAUGUAGAGGACAAUUUCAAGGCGCAGAAGCAGACGUUAAACGAAAAGUUUGACCGCAUGUCAGCCAUCCUGGAAGAGCGGAGGAAGGUCAUGCUUCAGCGUGUGUCCUACGAGCAGGCGGAGAAGACGCGGCAUCUGCGGAUGCUGACCCUCACCUACAGUGACCACAUCGAAGCCACAUCCAAGCUGGUGGACACGGCGCUGCAGUCCAUGGAGGAGCCCCACGUGCCACUUUUCCUGCAGAACUCCAGGGUCCUCAUUCAGAAGUGGGUCCUGGAGCCGCACGGCGGGGGCCAGGGGCUGGGGGCCAGAUCCCAGGCCGGCGCGCAGGCCCGCGGGGCUGGACUCUUUCCCACCUCCUCCCAUCCCGUCCCUUCCCUGGCUCCCUGGGGUGCAUCCCAUCCCGUCUCUUCCCCGCCUCUCCCGGGAUCCCUGGGUGCAUCCCAUCCCAUCCCUGGCUCCCUGGGGUGCGUCCCUUCCCGUCCUUUUUUUCCCGGCCGGCGGCGCGUCCCGUCUUUCCCGGGAAACCCUCCGGACUCGCGCUGA